CAGUCAGUUGAGUACACGCUGUUGGUCACCAUGCAAGCUUGAAUUCAUGAGCUCCUCCCCGCGCAACGGGACAACGAGGCACUGACAGCGACUAACUCUUGAAGACAUGCGCAGUGCGGGUCCCGAUUUUCUCACUGCAUGAGGUUCGUCGUCCGUAGAUGGCAGGGAGCUUCCGCUCAUACCGCGCCAUCUAUAACCGUAGUGUUUUGGUAUACGAGCCCAGAACAUGGACAGACGAACGUCGAUGCAUAUCGUUACUCUGAUUGUGCUGAAAAUAGUUUAAAUCGACACCGUGACCAUGGAUUGGAACAUGAAUUACACAAAUCCAAUCUGUUCUGACACUUUCCAAGUGGCAGCCAAUGCCACGGAUUUGUUGAGCUAUUCGCCAGCCGCCCGAACCACCAUUACUGUCUUCUUGCCAAUCCUGCUGAUAUUCGGCAUUCUCAACAACAUCGCCUUUCUCAUCGUUGUUUUCCGAGUCCGGGGCAUGAAAACAGUAACCAAUGCAUGCUUGGCCAAUCUGGCCAUCGCCGAUAUAAUCUUCUUGGUGACGGCAAUAGGACAGCGACUGUACACUUACUGCAAGUCACCAAUUUACGCUGAUGCCGCACCUAUUGGGUUGGUAGGAUGUGAGCUUGGGAACCUCACCAAAAGUACCACCUACUUAGCUGCCUUGUGUUCUGUCACGCUGGUGUCUAUGGAACGCUACGAAGGAGUCUGUCAUCCACAGAGGAGUCACAAUCGCACGGGAACCAAAACCUAUCGCUGGCUACUGUUGGCAUCCUGGCUAGGGGCCCUAACGGUGUCAGCAACUUUUAUACCGAGUUAUCUAAAAUACGAAACAGUUUGCUUGAUAUGGCCGGAGGAAUUCAGUCAUUGGCCGGGUACGUGGAGUACAUGCAAUCCGGUGGAGCGAUGGUGGACCAUUUACACACACGUCGCGCAAACUAUUCCAUUUAUCGUGGCAUUCUUCAUCAACGUGGCUCUUUACGUGAAUAUUGUGCGUGGCCUCAAUGCGUCCGUCAGACGUGCACGUCUCACAAGCCUCAAGGACAAAAACGCCAGGUUGCGUAACCAGAUUGCAUGGAUGCUUAUAGUGAACGGUCUGGUAUUUUUUGUCUUACUCGGGCCGUAUGAAAUCCUGUCUUUGGUCAAGGCAGUGACGCCCAUGGGCACCACGGCUGUUCUGGAGGAAAUCUUCAAGUGCUUGUCCUACACGAAUUCAGCUAUUAACCCCGUGAUUUACAUUUCAAUGAGUAGUAGGUAUCGGGCCGCCUUUGGUGUGGUUUUCCUCCCGCCUUUUGGCAAGAACAAGUUCCGAAAGGCUAACAACACGUCGCAGAACAGCGCCAUUUCCAGUCUGUUGGACAUCUGCAGGGAUUCUCAGGUUUAAGUCGCAGACGACGCAACCACCACGGGACCAAGAGAAAACUCUUGCUCUUCUUGCGAAAUUCCAACUGAACCUCUGACUUAAAAAUAUCAUACUCGGGAAUGCUCAUAAAGAUAAGAUCAGGUCUGUUUAAUGCAUGUAUGGCUUCAGGUGAUAUAAUUUUCCACGGGUGAAAAUGUACUCCCAAUGGUGCUUUGAGGACUUCACGGCACGUCCAGAGCUCGUUACUCAACGAAGAAUGGAUCCCGAUUACUACGCCGAUGAACUGCUGCUGUACUGAUCGAUAUGCCCGCACUCCUGUCUCCAUCUAUUGUAUCGAGCACAGCAGACGAUAUUUACAGCCACACUUGAAGAACAUCGAGCCAGCUUGGAACAUUUGCACGAAUUAGACAACCAGAAAUCUGCACAUUGCGUAUUUGUUGAGCACUUGCGGGCUUCAUUUAAUAGCAUACUCAAAAUUUCACUGACUUAUUAUUCUUCGUGUGCAGUGUUUGAGAAUGUGAUGUUAGGAUUGCAAUUAUUACGGUUUCUAAAACCAGAAAUUACAGUCAACAAUUCCCACUGAAAAGUCUAGCUGUGUCAUCUACAUGUAUAUGAAAACAUAAGGACUAUAGACGUGAAGUCUAUCCAAGAAUUGUGAUUGGAAGGUUGAUUGUGGAAUUAACGUAGCGCGCGCGGUUUGAACUCUGGUCGCAGACUAUACUGUGACUUUAAAUGCCUUAUCAUCCUUUGAUUGUAAAUUUUAAGUUGGUGUAAAGACUGAAUUAUUCUCUUUGGAAGGGAGUCUCGAGACCAAAUAGAGAAAUAAUUUUAAAUGAAUACGUGGUUCGAGUUUUAAUUAAAUUCCCUUUCGAUUGCAGGACUAAAUUAUACAGUUUUAAAGUGUAAAUACAAGUAUAUCUUAGCUGGCCACUGAAAGUGACUUUUGCUUAUUUUGGAAGAACUGAACAAUUUUGUGCAUGUUAGUCGUAAAUUAUGAAUUAUUUAGUAUCUCAAAAUUUGGAAACGAUAAAUUUAGCUGAAUUUUCGUUAAUGGUUCAAGGAUAGUUUCAAUAAGUGACAUACGGUCUGUUGCCAAUAGGUCUUGUCCGUUUUAUUUUCAUAAGAAGUGUCUUUUUGGUUUAACAACCAUUUCCAUAGCCUUCAGGGACAUAAUACUCCAGUCGAUUAAAAAUCAAUGUUCCUUUAUGACUGAAAUGGACUUAUGAAGGACGACAGAGUUGUGCAGUAAACUAUUCCAUCCAGUCGAAUCUAUCAAUUUUUCUGUUCUUUUGCGUGCCCAGAACACAAAGUAAUAAUUGUCUGGACAGUAUAUUUCUUGCUACAUAUAUCAGUUGGUAUCAGAAUGAACAGUGCCUUACCUGUGUAAAGUAGAUUCGAAAAGUUAAUACUAAUAUUAAAAUAUUCCACGAAUGACUUGUACAAGACCUGCUAUCCUGCAUACUUGGAUUCUAAGGUUUUGUGUAGCCAACAGCCGUAAUGAAUUGGUAUGUUGUGCCAUAGUGAAUCAUUGACGAGAUACCUCAUUCGUGCUAUUUUCACCCUCAUCCUCUGUAUCUAUUCAUUUUAAUUGAAGACACUUGAGGGUGUGUAUUAUAAUAUGUCCGGGCAGUGUAACGAACAAAGAUCCUACCGUGAAUUCGCUGAAUGUUAAUUUGCAUUGAACUGGAGUCAGUUAGAAAAAAAAUUAAGGGAAAUGAUCAAUGGAAAGUAGGUCUAAGUAGAAAGACAUUUAUAAUCUCGAAAUAAAGCAAAGUAAGUGAGGUCCCUUGGUGGGACUGGAGGCAAAUGAUUAUCAGAAAAUUAAGCAAAACUGAUAUUUCGCUUUUUUAAGUAGCAAACUUUGGCAAAUCUGGAGUUGGUGUUCGGAUGAGAAAGGUCACUCCAGGGUACCGGCAACGACAUAUUCAUUUCAUUGUUUUCUUUCACAUUUUGUGGUUCCUUGUAAUUUUAACCUUAUGAACGGCUAACAUUCAUUUGUUAGUAUCUAGAAGUAAGAGUAGGAUAUUUUCUGACUUUUGCGUAUAUGGAGGUGUUACAUGUAAAUACUCUGUAAAUUAUUUCGUAGCGGUUGAACGGUACAGAUGUACAAGUCAGUAAAAAUGCACACAUUAAUGAGAAAUGCAUGACAAACAUCUGUCAAUGAUGUUUUGGCACUUAAAACGGUCACUUAUACUCCUGUCUAUAUUUUUUUCCUUUUUAAUUCAUGGUGCACGUUGCUGAUGUUUAUCCAGGAAUCAACCACCUAAUAUGCUGUGGCUUAGGCUGGUCAUCAAAGGUACCAAUCUUAAAAAAAAGAGUGAUGUAAUUGUUCUCCGGUUAGGUGCAGUGUGGAUUGUUAUAUAUGUACUUGUGUUCGUCACGUGCUUGAGUAAUACAAAGUGUGGGCUUUUAGCUGAUUUGCUUUUGUGAGUAGAUAUCAAAAUAGUGGAAAUGUAAACUCACCACAAUGAAGUACAUCGAUUCUAGUACGAUAAUAUUACACAGUGCAAUGUUGUGAGAAAUGAUUGAAUGUACAGGAAACGAAACCUUCAAAUCCACUCAAUCAGUAGAACUUUUAUAGUCAAAUCUAUUUGUGUUUUUUAACAGUGGUAAAUAUUUGUGUGGGGCCAAAUCCAGUGGUGUACAAAUCUGGAAAUGUCCAGUUAAUAUUUAAAGCACUUAUUAGUACAGUGCCUUUUAUGUGAGUGGUGCCACUGUUUAAGCUCUUUGUCAGAGAAUUUAUCUUUGCAUAAUUAUUUUAAAGGAAUGUUUGGAACUCAUUAAUCACGUUUGACUGAUUCUUUUCGGGUACCACUGCUACUCGAUCAAUGAGCAAUGACCAAUAAUAACUUUUCCUUCAGCUUCUCUUGCCAGUUUACAAUUUAAUGCCAGCUCUUUCCUGACAAGAAAGGGCUCUGGCUCACUGUUAAUAGCUGUAACUAAGUCAAGGGUCGUAUCGGAAAUGGUGUUAAGAUCAAUAUCCACGUCUUGAGGGUCCAAUGUUUAUCCAAUUGUUUCCAAUUGUUAUUAUUUAAAUUUUUCUCGUUGUUUUGCCAAUAUGCUGUCCUUCAUUUUCGUAUUUUCCCCCGAAUUUUAAUGGAGUUUUGACGGACGUAUUCCUUCAUCACCAAUGUCAUUUCCAUCGGACUGAAACAGUAGUAGCCGUGUGUGUUACAAAACGCUGUGGAUAACUAGGGGCGGCAUUAAUAUUGUCUUCUUUGUGACAGUAAUCGUGCUUACAGACACAUUUUUGCUUGUAUUCACCCCAUAAAAGGCUGGGUUUGGGUGACUUUCUUUUUGGACCAACCGCAGGCACUCCAGAAUCAGCUGUUUCAUGACCAAUCAUUUUUCAUUGAAGUUGGCAAACACAUGAAAUAUCCAUUAUGACUAUGUCUUUCAAGUUUCAAUUGAAUCCAACGGAGGGUUCUGUCUUACCUUUUUUCUGAUUUCAUUGUUUUGAGCACAGUCACUGAAUAGAGUUGUGCAAAUGUAGCCUAGACCUGUCUUUGGAAAAUGUACCUUUUCCUGGAAAGGUAUGUCAGAUAACAAUUUAUGUUGUCAAAUGGAUGCAAUCCACUGGCAGAAAACGGGAAGGCUCAAUGCGGUAAAAAUACGCAGUGUUGACAUUGGAGAAUUCAAGGAAACAAGAGGGGGACCCACGACGAAUAUUCUGUUUUCCGUAGUCAAAACAAAUGUAGAAUUUGUUUUUUAACCUCUCGUAGCUUUUCUGAGAGGUUAGGCUAAAUUGUGGAGCCUUUGAAAUGCUUCAGGAAAGGAAGGGGAAUGAAACGGCUUCCCAAAUUACCUUCAUCUCAUUCUGUUAAAAAAAUUAUUGCCUGGGGGCAUAGCCCGUCCUCUUGAAAGAGAACCAAUCCUCGCCUUGUUUUGGUGUUAAGUAAUCAACCGUAAGAGAAAGCAACAAGAGCACGCAAGAGCUGUGGCGUUGCAUGCAUAAGCUGGCCGUGUAAAUAGCCUUCGCUUUGCAGGAGACACAUGCAUGAAUAUUUAAAACACAAUUAAAUUGCAGGCAACAUGCAGGCGUCGUUAAUGGUACUGCUUAGGUUGUUGCGGGCACGUUUUGCCUGGAAUUUGAAACUUUACUCGAAACUUUACUUUUUGAGAAAAGCAUAUUAUGUCGUUUCACACGUCCCGAAUGGAAAACACUUUGAAAUGUAUUUUGUUUAGCUGGUAACAUGUUCCCGUGUUUAGUUUUUCAAAUGAUUUCCACAUGUAUUAAGUUACCAUUUUGAGCCUUUAUGUUGCUUACCGUAAUGUGUAAUUAUUUUGAAGUUGAAAUAAUGCUGAUCAUUUAGAAGAUGCUCCAGGAAUUUAAAGAUUGCUCGACACAACAAUUUUCAAGAAAUCACUGAUAUGUCACAAGUAGAACAGGCUGGCAGUAGACACAUUCGUUUCCGCGUGUGUGGUAUGCGUGAUGAGCACGUGCAUUUGACGUCGUGUGUGUAUGUCAACCUAUCUCGCGUGAGUCUCAACUCCUAGAGUGUUUCCAAAGGGAGGAACGGUUCUCGACUGUGAUAUUGAGAAAGUAUCUGAGGCAGCACAGGACUUGUUAAGCCUACGUGUGUUUCUAUAGUUUGAGUCCUGUGAACUUGCUCAAGACUCGGAUCUGUCUGUCUUUAGAAGAUAGUGCAAACAGAUACGAAGAAUAUGACUCGGCACCAAGAAAAACCUGCCUCGGCUAAUUUACGGUGGUCCUCAUAUUGCGGUACGCCCAAUCUACAGUCAUAAUUAUAAGAGGACCCUGUAGGAUUACUAUGCUCCGUCUCAGUUUUACGCGCAAUCAAGCCCGUUGCUGCUCCCUUUUCAUUUUCCAAGUCAUAUCAACCGAAGCGGUUGAUGAUGAUUGUCUCUUCUUAAAUCGCCACCCUGUCUUGUAUAUCUGUGCCUGUUUUUCAUCACUGUCCUGUCGUGAUACAAGUAAAUUCAUGUACACGCAGGUUAUUUAUUUAUGUGGGAGCGAUGCUGCGUUCAGCAGAAGUAAAUUUGGCUCGGUCGCCCUGUGAGUAAAUCCUGCCCGACUAACCUGUCAUCGUUGAUGUUGUGCUCAACACGGUCUCCUUUGGUCAUAAUUGCACCAUUGGUUAAGUUUAAAGUAAUCGCAUAUAAGUUGACUGACGUGGUUGCAGCGUUUGGGGUUAAAGUAGAUCAAAGAGUUAACAGCAGCGUAACAAACCAUGUCUUUCGCGUAAGUUAAGAAAACAGUUUAUGAUCAUCAUAGGCCUAUGGCUCGAAGGUGGAAAUGCAUUCAGAACUCAUCAGCAGUUUUACACUCGAACGUGGCUUGUACAGAAAACGGAUUGCUGAAUGUGUGCGUCGGUAAUUCUGUCAACAUGCUUUUCGCGGUAAGAUAAAAGGAUUAGCAAACCAACUUGCGCCUUCGGUGACGAUUUGUGGGUGGCUUUCUCAUGAUUAGACCCUUUAUGAAUGAUGCAACUUUCGGUUGGAAGAACAGACGGACCAGCAUAGGCACAUUUAACGACUGACUGCAUCCUGGUGAUGAAUGAACAUUUUCCGGUUCAGUUCUUCAAGUUUGUGGCGAUUGAUUUUGACUGGUUUGGUAACAAUUGUGAUCGUUUUCGUUGUGAACAAUUUAAAUUGUAAACAAUAGGGGACUGACACGGAGCGUGACUGAGAUGUAGAUUUCGCCACACCCUCAGCAUAACAUUUCCUGAGACAUUGCUUGUCGAAAUAACUCAAGGGUGGUUAGAGUCAGUUUGGUUGACUUGUCAGGUUUAAGGGAGACAGGCUUCACCUGAAGUAGGUCUUGAGAGGAAUCGAUUUGACAUUCAUGAUAUCCUGAAUAAACAUUCGGUUUGCUCUCUAAUAAUAAGUGGUGAUGGGGUCUGUGACCAACGCUAGCCCACCGUAACUAUGCUGCAGUUGUCACCCCCCAAAUUGGUUUUCUGUUAUUUGUUGAAACCUAGCUGGGCGCAGCUUCUCGUUGCCAAGGCUGGUUCUGUGUGACGACCAUAAUAUUCCAAGUCCUGGGGAACUCCAGAAGGAAGGUUACCAUUUAGAUUUACGGUUUUUUAAUUUUUUUUUCAGUCGUUUAAAUAUAUGACUUGCGAAUUACCGGGAAAAUACCGACUGUGCGUCCAUUGACAUGACCGACAGUAACACGCAAACAGCUGGACGGACUGACACUCCUACCGUAUUGAGUGACAUGAAAAAGGACUGUCCUCACUGAGUUUUUUUUUUGCCGAAUCAUUCCCUGAUUUGGCGCGAGUAUCGGUAAUUACUGUGAAAAACAGUGAGAGUGUAAAGUAUAUAUACAUAUUUUUUUUUUUUGGUUUGUUGUCGGUAUUUGUGCCGAUGACCUGCUACAAGUCGUGAUAAGGAUGAAGCCACAAUCGCACAUAUUAAUUCAAAACUGUUUGAGAAAUGUGAGAACAACUGUUGACUAGGUAUCCAGUUUAGGCUUCGCAGUGUCGCAGUGAGCUCAUUGAAAUGCAGGGGCGUCGAGGCGGACGAAAGUGAUCAUUCCCGCCGAAUGGCGGAAGCAUGAGACAUUCAUGUUGAAUGAGAUCCCAGGCGCCCCUUGAUUGGGACACAUCACCGUGCACUGCACGCAUACGCGGCUGUCGGUGAAUGUGCCGCCUGCAAUAGUCUUGUGCGCACCCCCAAACAAGCUGCAAUUUUCAUCAAUUAUCGGACAAAGGCGACGGCAGCGCUUGUCGAAUGUCUUUGUAAGAGACGAAUUCUUCGACUUAAUCUAGUUACUUCAUGAUAUACAUAUCAGGCACCUUUCUGAUUACAGAGAUCAAAGCACGAAAUAACUGAAAAAAUGUGAAUAAAUAACGUUUUUAUUCAGAUCAUAGCGAAACCUAAGAGGUGGCUUCUUGUUACAUGAAACAAUUUUAGCUCGUAUAUUACACACGGUGUACUGAUAAGCGUAAUCCUUAACCACAUUGAAAAUUCACAAUUGUUACUUGAUGUUUACUGUUAUAGUUCAUUCAUAAUUGUUCAAUGCGAAAAUCACUUGAAACAGUAGUGCAUCUGAUGUCUUUAUUCAAUUUCAGUCCUAUUCAAUUUCUCAAGCAACCAGACACCUCUUUACCCCGACGGCUUAACCUAGUAUUGAAGGUCUGGUCGUUAAGACAGGUGCAAUGUCAAAUUUUAGUUUCCGGGAAGAAUCCUCGGUUAUAAGCGUCGCCCCCGGCAUUAUUUGUGCAAGCACGCAGAAUGCCAACAUCCCAACUGUGUGUUUAGUAAAUCCAAACACUUGUGUUGAAUGGAGUAUGAUAGUUGCUUUCUUAACGUCUUGAGGUUUGCCUUGUACAAAUAUAAGUUCAAAGGCUUGGUGGUUAGACAAAAUGUAUUAUAUUGCUUGUUGUUGUUACCUGAUUUCUGUGUAUACUGCAAUGUUUUGAGCAUGACAAAAUAAAACAAACCAGAUUACUGCCUAUUAAA
This is a messenger RNA of Acanthaster planci (crown-of-thorns starfish), 8800 nucleotides long. RefSeq names its product kappa-type opioid receptor-like. The record is from RefSeq and is a predicted model, not a curated record. Gene Ontology annotation, biological process: G protein-coupled receptor signaling pathway. Lineage: Eukaryota; Metazoa; Echinodermata; Asteroidea; Valvatida; Acanthasteridae. Gene Ontology annotation, cellular component: plasma membrane. Gene Ontology annotation, molecular function: G protein-coupled receptor activity.